Messenger RNA from Zasmidium cellare ATCC 36951, 399 nucleotides. RefSeq lists its product as uncharacterized. Gene Ontology annotation, biological process: endosomal transport. Lineage: Eukaryota; Fungi; Ascomycota; Dothideomycetes; Mycosphaerellales; Mycosphaerellaceae. Gene Ontology annotation, cellular component: BLOC-1 complex. The record is from RefSeq and is a predicted model, not a curated record. The transcript has a single exon. The coding region runs from base 1 to 399 and encodes 132 amino acids.
AUGGCAUCGACAGCUACAUCAUCGACUGCCGUGGGUAGUGACAGCUCCCGGGCACAGGCAGAGGCUCGGGCUGCAGUCCUGGCAUCUCUAGAGUCGGCAGGCUCCAACUACGAUGUCAAAUUCCAGCGUCGGGCGACUGAUCUACACACCAACGCAGCGGCCAUCGACAAGCAAGAGGCCGAAUUGAAAAAGCAAGCGAACGCUCUUGCCAGAGAGAGCGCGAAGUGGCAAAAGGAAGUUGAUAAGGCCACUAGAGGUGUCAAUGAGAUUGGACAUGUCCAGAAUUGGGCUGAGAUGAUGGAGAGAGACCUGCUCGUGUUGGAAGAGACUCUGCGUCUUGCUGAAGGCGGCGAUCAGUUGCAGAAUGCCAGCGGUGGAAGCUCGUGGCGACUGCCGUAG